GCUGUGUGCGGAUGGCGAGUCCCCGUCGAUGCCGUGCGACAGAGCUACCUCCAGUUCACCGGAUCUCCGUCGAUCCGUGCGCAGUCUGUGCGCCGGCAGCCCACUGAGCAGGUUCGUCUGCGGCGUAGACGAAGACACGCGGGUUUCCUGUGCGUCGCGCAUUUCGACUGCAACGCUCGUUUUUUUCUCUAUGUGACAGACCGGGGACGGAACUUUACGCGGGGGAGACGGCCGGCGAGUCUGCCAGGCUACACCUGGGGGAUAUUUGUACAGGCUGACUUUGAAAGCAGUUUGUAGUCUCCUCCCAGCUCCACUUGUUGAUGGGGCACACGCAGGCUAACCCAGCAGCCACAUCACGGGGAUAUUCUUAUGCGUAAUUUGGAUAAAAACCCUGUCCGGCGGCGGGGCCAAGGAAGUUUCGACCCGUGAGGCUUCGUGGCAGAUGGUGGCGAUGUUUGGCGAACGGUAACAGCCCUCGGCAUCUCAUCGUAUCACACGGGCUGCUACCAGGUGAGCAGCGGCAUGGGGAACCAGAUGGACAAGCUGUCUCAUUUAAGUUACGCAGAAGUUCCCACGGUGGACCCGAACGGCGUGGACACGGAGGACGGACCACGGAUCGGCGUCUCCUACAUCUUUUCCAACGAUGACGACGAGCUGGAGGACAGCUCCGCGGUCGAGGGCACAGAAAAGGACCCGAAUCAGGAAGAGAAGCAAUACGACCAGCGCGACGAGGUGGAGUGCGCCGUCUACAACAGGGAGGAAUGCAUUUACGAGAAGAGCGUCAAGUCGGCGAACCUGGAGGUCUACUCCCCGGAGAAUCUCCUAAACAAAUGCAAAGCCGGUGACUUGGUGGAGUUCGUGGCUACGGGACAGUUCCCGCACUGGGCUGUGUAUGUGGGGGACUUCCAGGUGGUGCACCUGCACAGAGCCGAGGUGAAAAACAGCUUCCUGACAGCCGCGAGUCAAGGAAGGAGGUGCAGGAUUGUGAACGACCUGUACAAAUUCAAAGCUCUCGGUCCGGACAUGGUGGUGCAGAACGCGAUGGAGCAGGUGGGCUUGAAGGAGCGCGAGCUGAGCUGGCGAAACUCCGAGUGCUUCGCAGCCUGGUGCCGGUUCGGCAAGAGGGAGUUCAAAAUGGGUGGGGAGAUACGGAUAGGCAAGCAGCCCUACAGGCUGAAAAUAUUCAUGUUGGACAAACAUUCACACGUGCUGGAGUUUCAGAGCCUGGAGGACAUGAUCAUGGAGAAGAGGAGGAACGACCAUCUGGGCAGGACAGCCGUGUUGCAGGAGCUGGCCACUCAUUUCAACAGCGUGGAGGAGACAACAAGUGAGCCAGGCGCCGACUGAUGCCAGCCUCGGUCGCGCUCUUCAAAAACAACUGCUUUGCAAGUAGAAUAGCCUUUACCAAACACAAACUCUGACACCCCGCUUGAAUCUAUAGCAAGCCUCCACCCCUUCGUUUUAGUUUUCAUUGGAGAGCGCAAGUCGUCGUUUCUACUCUAAACGUUUUCGUUUCGAUCACGCAUUUUGGCCAGUGUUUUCACGAAUUUAUAACAAUGUCAAUGCCUUAAAACCACCACUCCCCGAUGCCCCCUGACGCUAAACGGCCUUAGCAAUCAUGAAUUCAAUUCGAGACAUUCGAGAAAUUGAAUCGGUUGAAUUUGCUGAUAGGCUUGUUUGUGUCCCCCUCACGCAAGAAUGUACAGUUUUAUAAAAGCUUUACACAUCUGUCUUAAACUGUCAUGAUUCUGUAAGUAGAGUGUCUGUUUCUCUAUUCAUGGUGUGUCCUGUUACCUGAUCCCUGUUUGGUUUAGCCUCAUCCCUCAGCUCGCAUAGACAGCACAGUGUCAGAGCUGCUCGCUGAAUACAAGAAGGAUCCUUUCUGCCUUUAAGGGUAAUUCCCAUACCAGCACAUCUGAAGAAGCUGUUGUGGAGCCUGGUCUGUGUUGCACCGAUCAAAGUCUGUGUUUGAAUGUACCCAAAGUUCAAGUAAAACGAGAUCCCUUGUCUCUUUUUGAACGA
This is a messenger RNA of Xiphias gladius (swordfish), 2022 nucleotides long. RefSeq names its product LRAT domain containing 2a (gene lratd2a). NCBI's taxonomy places the organism in Eukaryota, Metazoa, Chordata, Actinopteri, Istiophoriformes, Xiphiidae. The transcript has a single exon. The record is from RefSeq and is a predicted model, not a curated record. The coding region runs from base 523 to 1347 and encodes 274 amino acids.